Molecule: messenger RNA, 1546 nt
Organism: Fragaria vesca subsp. vesca
Lineage: Eukaryota; Viridiplantae; Streptophyta; Magnoliopsida; Rosales; Rosaceae
Product: benzyl alcohol O-benzoyltransferase-like
Exons: 2
Coding region: 43-1428 (461 amino acids)
Molecular function (GO): acyltransferase activity, transferring groups other than amino-acyl groups
Source: RefSeq, a predicted model, not a curated record
AUCAAACACUUUCUCGAUCUUUUUGUUAAGGUUUUGAAUAUCAUGCAAGUCAUGUCGUUGCCAUCCUCCCCAGUAUUUCAGGUUUAUCGAAUGCAACCACAACUUGUAACUCCGGCAAGGCCAACUCCUCGUGAAAUAAAGAUGUUGUCUGAUAUAGAUGACCAGGAAGGCUUAAGGUUUCAGAUACCAGUCAUCAUAGCCUGCAAGAACAAUCCUUCGAUGUCGAACCGAAAAGACCCCGUUCCGGUGAUCAUAAGGGAAGCAAUAAGUAGAGCAUUGGUGUACUACUACCCUUUGGCUGGUAGGCUCAGGGAAGGGCCUAACAGAAAGCUUAUGGUGGAUUGCAAUGGAGAAGGCGUCUUGUUCGUCGAGGCUAAAGCUGACGUCACUCUUGAGCAACUCGGAGAUGCUAUUCGACCCCCUUGCCCUUUCUUAGAAGGUUUCCUGUGUGAUGUCCCCGGCUCUGAUGGCAUUCUUGGUUACCCUUUGUUGUUAUUUCAGGUGACCAUUUUGAGAUGUGGAGGUUUCAUACUUGCAUUGCGCCUCAACCAUACAAUGUGCGAUGCGCCUGGAUUGGUCCAGUUCUUGAACACCGUAGGGGAGAUGGCUCAAGGAAAAGAUGCACCAUCUAUUCCACCAGUGUGGAAGCGAGAGGUCUUGAAUGCUCGAGAUCCACCUCGAAUUACAUGCACGCAUCACGAAUAUGAGGAAACGAUUGACUACUCGGAUCCGAGCUCGGCUGCUACUGCCACAAUGGUCGAACAAUCUUUCUAUUUUGGUCCCAAGGAAAUGAAGGCCUUGAAGAAACAUCUUCCGCUGCACCUUUCAGCUUGCUCCACAUUUGACCUAAUGACAUCUUGCUUAUGGAAAUGCCGCACAGCUGCACUUGAGCUUCAUCCGAAACAGGUUGUUCGGGUUUCAUGCUUAGUCAAUGCACGGGGCAAGGGCAACAAUCUACAUCUUCCUUUGGGUUACUACGGCAAUGCGUUCGCAUACCCAGCUGCUGUUUCGGAAGUGAAACAACUGUGUGAGAGUCCUUUGGGAUAUGCAGUGGAGUUGGUGAUGAAGGCAAAAGCUGAAGUGAAUGAAGAGUACAUGCGAUCAGUGGCGGAUCUUAUGGUAUUAAGAGGAAGGCCUCCAUAUACAUCAGCAGGGAACUUCCUAGUUUCAGAUAAUAGACGUACUGGCUUGGGAGAGGUGAACUUGGGGUGGGGAAAGCCUGUAUUUUCUGGACCUCCCAAGGCCUUGAGCAAUAUUAGUUUCUAUGUUCAGCACAAAAAGGAGAAAGAAGAUGGAAUUUUAGUGUCAGUGUGCUUGCCCUUGUGGAGUAUGAAGAGAUUCCAGCAGGAACUCGAGAAGAUGACAUUUCAGGAGAUAGUGGAAAAUAAAAAUCACACUAGAGUUGCUAACGUUAAGUCUAUGUUGUAGAAUGUGUAUGUUAAAUAUUAUAUGUAUAUGUGUAGGAUAUAUUUUCCUAGCAUUAAGGUUGUAUCUUUAUAUAAACCCCAUAAUUGGAGAAGAAUAAUAUAUCGAAACAUUACAAACC